Molecule: messenger RNA, 726 nt
Organism: Rotaria sp. Silwood2
Lineage: Eukaryota; Metazoa; Rotifera; Eurotatoria; Philodinida; Philodinidae
Source: the annotation of a GenBank genome assembly
AUGUAUGACAAACGCCAAGAUUUGAAGAAAUUGGAAAAGAGAACAAGAAGAAAGAAUGUGAAAUCAUUUGAUGAUAUUUCAAAAGAUGAGAAACGACGUGAAAAACUUCUUGCUAAAUUGGCUCGUAAAACUGAAUCAAUUAAAAAACAAGGUAACAAUAUUGGAAUAUUCGGAUUAACAUCAACUGGAAAAUCAACCAUGAUCAAUAGUCUUCUUGGAAAAAAACUUGCCGAAAUAGGUAUUGGUGAAACAACAAAAGAAAUGACACCAUAUCAUGGCACAAGAUAUAUUCUUUGGGAUACACCUGGUCGUAAUGAUGAAUCUGCAUAUACAAAUCAGGAAUAUAUUUCUUUUAUCAAAGGAUUGACACGACGUCUUAUUCUAAUUCAAUAUACGAUAAAAGAAAUUUUGAAUUUAAUUCGUUUAUUGGAUGAUCUUGGAUUAGGUUAUGAUAUUGUUGUUAACAAAUUUGACGAUAUUGAUGAAGAUGAACAAGCUAAAUUUCAACGUCAGAUUCAACGUGAAAUUUCAUCACUCAAACUGAAACGAAAGAAAAAUGUAUUUUUUCUAAGUGCUCGAUAUCCUCGAAUGUUUCCAAAUUGGUUAGAAAUGGUUCACUAUUUGACAGAAGAAUGUUUUGACUACGAUGAUUGCAUAGCUACACAUACAGAUUCAGAAUCCAAUUCAGAUUCAUCAUCAAGUUCGGAUACUGAUGAUGAUAACUGA